AUGGCUUCCUCGAGGGUUCCAAGACGACGAGAUCGCUACAAUGCCCCCCGAGACGCAUCUCAAUCGAGCACCUCCUCAGAUGGGAUCAAAUUCGACAAUAUUAUAGUCCCAGACCAUGAGGUGCAAGUUAAUGGAGUUAUCCGCCGCUCGCAAUACCAGCCUGCUCGAGUGACUGGGCCCAUUCCUCAGGCCAUGGUCAUCGCUGCGAGAAGCAAUCAAGACGAAGGCAACAAGGAGAUCCAAAGCGAAAAAAACGAAGGGGUUAAAGAAAUCAAAUCAAAUCGCCAAGCCCUCGCAAGUGCAGGCCCUGAUGCUCUACAGAGUUUGCGUAAGGAGUUUCAACAGACGAUGCUUGCUCAGCUACCCGACUGGAAAACCCUGGAAAUUUCAACGCAUUCCAAGCCCGCAACUGGGGGUUAUGCCCGCCUAUGUAUCGAAAUCGGUAAAUAUGGUCAGACAGACAUGAAAAAAUGGCGUAAUUCGGUACUUGCGUACUUGACUCCCAACUUGAACCCGAACAUCGGACCGAACCUGUCUAUGGAAGUUAAAAAGACACGCGAUCGCGGCCAUGACUUAGUUGAAGUCACCUGGAAAGAUGAUAUCGCACUAGGUAGGGUCGAUCUUGUUCAGCCCUUCAAUCAAGCGAGCAGCGCAAUGGAGCUGUAUGCGCUUGUUAAGUACUACUACCUGCUAGCCAACGAGGCCAAACACCAGGGGCUCACACAUGACUUCAUACCUAUCAAUCGGACUUUCAUUGAUAAGCUAAAAGCCGUUUGCAAUCGAUAUGACCCAGAUUAUUGUUCAGUUGCGAGUUCGGAGAACGACUUCUACACGGAUAAAGAUAAGAGUCCAAAGCUAUACCCGAGAGCCCCAGAUCAUCGUCGACAAGCAGGCUACGCUCAUCGUCCUGGUGUUGCGACGACCAAGUCACACCCUGGAAUCGACGACACAGAUGAUAUCGUAGACGACCACGACCGGGAUCCAAUCUCUCAGAGCUCUCUGGAAUCUGGGGAAAUUUUGGAAGAUCUGUCUGACAACUCCAUCAGAAGGGGCCGACAUAGAGUUGACGCAAGGACUUCUAAAACUCCAAAGUCUCAGCAGUGGCUUCAACGGCGUGCUAUCGAAGACGAAAUGAAAGAGGACAAAGACAUCGAUGUUAGAUCUCGUGACAAUCAAGCUCGACACUUCCGCAGCAUGUACGAAGUUGAAGUCGAAGAGAAUGCUGACGACCGAGGUAAGAUGCAAAAGGGCAAGAACCCUGCUAAGCAUGUGUCUUUCUUUUUUGAGCGGCGCCAGCCCACGGAUCGUCCUGUUAGCAAUUCUGGAGCCUAUGACGUAGAUAAUCUGCCAGAAUCAGGCAGAAAGUCGGAUACUGGCCGCACCGCCACAAAGGUUUCAAAGACACAGAUGGUCAAAGACAAUCUCGAAUUGGAGACCGGAAUAACACGACCACCCUCUCAAAGCCGUCAUGGAGCGCUUCGACCUUCCUCAUCUGCGUUCAGUCUGCGUUCGCGGGAUAUGCAGCGACGUCGUGAGCGCGAGGAUAAGCGGACCCCAACAGACCCCAAUCCCAUGAACAAACAUCGAACAACAUCAAAUAGCGCCGAUUUGCCCGCAGAGAAGAUCUCGAAGGCGGGGCAUAAGACACUCAGUGGUAGAGUUGAGAAGAAGCCGGGCAUAAAGCAGAAGAUCAAGCAUGUGCAGGAGCUCGGAGUGACACAAGCCAAUAUUUUGAAGGAGAUGAUGGCGGACCAUGAGAAGGCGAUGGCAAAGCAUGAGAAGAUGAAGGCGGAGCACGAGAUGAUGGCCCAGAGAAUCAACAGGAAGCUGAAGGAGAUCGUUGAUAUGAUAAGUGAUGAACCAGAGGAAGAAGAAGAGAAACAAGGAAAUCCGUACCUAGGUGGGUACUGA
Messenger RNA from Pyrenophora tritici-repentis Pt-1C-BFP, 1911 nucleotides. RefSeq lists its product as uncharacterized. The record is from RefSeq and is a predicted model, not a curated record. NCBI's taxonomy places the organism in Eukaryota, Fungi, Ascomycota, Dothideomycetes, Pleosporales, Pleosporaceae.